Prunus avium (sweet cherry) is the source of this 3784-nucleotide messenger RNA. RefSeq lists its product as uncharacterized. The record is from RefSeq and is a predicted model, not a curated record. Lineage: Eukaryota; Viridiplantae; Streptophyta; Magnoliopsida; Rosales; Rosaceae.
AAUUGAAACUCGAUGUUUCGGAGAGCAACCAAAAAGCUUCGGUUUUUCCGUCUUUUGGGAGGAAGAAGAAGCAUUUCUGCUUUCUAGUUUCUCCGUUUUGCUUUCUGCUUUCUGGUUUACAGAGAGAGUUCGUGUAUCUCUGAUUAAGCUUUUAUUCACUUUUCCAAAAUUCAAGCUUCAAUUUUUAUACGAUUUUUCUUGAAAUUUUAGUUUUUGAAAGAUUAUGAAUGAAUGGAUGAGUUUGGUUCAUAAUUAAGCUGGAGAGUGGAAGAGAGAGAAGGGGAGAGAGACAAUUGUUGGAUCUAAUUUGGUGGAUAGAAAUUAUUAUAUGGGUUUGGGUGAAGAAGGAAUUGGUUUAUUAUACGUAGAAACGAGCAUUAAUUGUUUUCCUUUAAAUUUCAAUGAAUGCGAUCUACACUUGACAUUAUUUCACGGGUGCAUCACACUGGAGAGCCUUUUACGUUCGUGACUUGUGACUGAGACUUUCGUCUUCAUUUCCCAUUUUUCAUUUGCAUUUCUUUUCAAUUGUUUUUUUUUUAUCUCUCUCUCUCUCUCUCUCUCUCUCUCUCUCUCUCUCUCUCUCAGACAGACACAGACUGAGGGAGGUCGAAGAACCUGAUUCUCUGGACACGAGGGACCGAAUUACUUUUUAUUGCUUUCAUUAUUUCAUCUUUAUUUUGCCUUUGAUCGCUUUUGCUUUUGUCUUCUUCUUCUUCGUCUUCUCUCUCUGUGAGUUUCUGAAUCUCCUCUGUUUUGCUUAUUCGUUCGAUCUGCUACUAUAGCCCGGGUAGGUAGAGAGCUCGCUCUAAACUGUCACACUCGUCUCAAGAAAAACGGAGAGAUAUUUGGCAACGCAAGCGACUAAAUUGAUUUUCUCCUUUCUUUGGGAAAAAAAAACCCAAACCAACUUUUUCGGUUUUCUUUCCGGCGACCUUUUCGUUUCGCUAAAUAACUACACCCCAAAAACCAAAACCAAAAAAAACAAGAGAGAAGAAAACUCUCUCUCUCUCUCUACACGUUGUUCUCGUUCACUUUGUUCAGCACCUUUGCCUCAUUCUCUUUCUUUCUCAUUCUGUGUGAUUGAAGAGAGCUUGCUAGUAGCUCAGAUUGCAAAAAGAAGGAUCUGUUUGGGUUCAGCUUUUGGAGGCGUUUCUUUCUUGAGCUCCAUUCUGAGCCGCCUAACAAGCCCUUCUUCAUUUACAAAGUUCCAGAUGUUGGCAACACCAUCGAUCAUUUACAAAUGGACAAGCCUCGAGACGUGAGACGUGGAGCCACUCGCUUUAAACAACCUUCUGGACACAAGCUCUUCUCUUGUUUGGCUGGGGUUGGUGCUGAUGCUGGUGGGGACUUUGUGCAGUCGGCAAAAUCGAAGAAAGAGCGGCUCAGAAAAUUGAGUGCUCUUGGUACAGCGAGUUCGAGCUUCCAAGACUGCGAAAUGGGUUGUGAUGUGUCUGACAGAGAAGAUGAGCUUCCCAGUAAGAGAUUUAAGCUUCCCAAAAAGUUUUUUGAUGACUGCAAUGGCGUUGAUCAUGCCUCUGUUCCGCGGAAGCUGCGAUCAGCAAUGAAGAAGCGCAAUCGUGAAUCUGCAUCUCCAUUUAUACCAAAUUCAAAGAGGCUGAACCAUACAAUGAGUGGCAUCGAAUCCCCAAAAAGGGACGGUGUAAAUAAACCCAAACCAUACUUGAAACAAGGAGGCUCAGAUAGAUCCCUGAGAGAAACUGUUUCUGGGGAUAUCACAAAAGAUGAGGAAGAAGUUGUGGAGACAUUGUAUGCUUUGGCCGGACUGUUCCCUAACAAUGAUGCAAAUGAUAACAGUAAAUUAGACACUGAAUCUUUAGAUGCAAAUCCUUCAGCUUUGCCAGAGUUCAAAGAGACUCCGACCCCUGCAUUUGAAGUUGGAAAUGAUAAAUUGGGUUCAAUUUGCCCCUUGAAAGCUACCGAGGCCUCCAGUCCAUCUAGUGUAGAAAGAUUAGCUAAAGAAACUGAUCAAGUUGAUUCUUUGAACAAAUCCAGUACUCAAAGUGAACCUGAAUUACCAAACAGUAGGAAAUUCUGUACAAACUCAGAUGAUUCAGUCCCUCAUGAUCUAAACAUUUCGUCAGUCUCAGCGAUGGUUGAAGAGUGCAAUGAAAAGCCUACUGCCAAUGUUGUCAAAUUUUCUGUUCCAUCUGAUCUAAGCCUUGAUAGUCGCAGGUUAAAGCAGCCUGUGCAAAAGGAGUCCUCAAUUUUUGGGAGAAAACCAGAAGCUGCACUGGAGCUGGGCAAAACCAUGGGGAGUCAAGUUGAAGUGCAUAAUAUGGUCCAGGAGUCCAAGAAAAAUGGUCCAGUAUUGUGGCCUGGCUUGUCUUCAAAUGUCUCCCAUGGUGCUAGGAAUGAUAGUCCAUCAUCAUCGUCGCAGUCCCCUGCUGCUAAAAUUCCGGCCUGGCUGGAUGCCGCCUUGUCUACUUCCAGAGCCUCAGUUCAAAAUGUUUCUUCUUUUGGAAAGGUUACUAAUGUUCUAAAUGGUAGAAGGACGUGGAAGAAGUGCGCAGCUCAUGUCUACAUAAGUCAUUUGAUUCAGGCUUUACAAAACUCCGAGAGCAAAGAUAAGUUACAGCCUAAUGAAAUGAGACUACAUGAAGGAUCCAAACAAGUGGCUCUUCUUGGAGCUAAUAUUUAUACUAAAGUUAAAAAUGGGAUUGUUUCUGCUAGUAGCAUAGAUAUUUCUAGGGCUGAAAAAAGGCCAAAUGAAGCUAAGAACGGUAUUCUUGAGCAGAAGAAGCUCUAUCAAGACCAGCCACAGUCUGCUAUGGGAUCUCGGGCAUACCCUUCACCAAAGCAGAGUUUUGAUUUCCUGUCAUUGUCAGCUGGAGGUGGUGGUUUGGAAACUAAUGAUAGCUUUAGUAGAGCUAGAAACGGAAUGGAGCCAUCAUCACAAUCCCAAGUUCCUUAUAUCCAUUCUCUCAUGCAGCAUCAAACGCUCAUUCCUUUCUCUUUGCCCCAGUCUCACUUCAGCUCUUCUUCCUGCCCUAACAAUCCUUCAGCGGCCCAGCAGGCCCAGCUGCAGCUACCUCCAUAUCAUGGCAACCCAUUCUGUGGUCCUCAAGCAAGUCCCACAGCUUUGACAAAGCAGCAACCUCAACAGCAACAUUUACAGCUUCAACAGCAGCAGCAGCAGCAAAGGCUUUGGGCAGCUCACUUGGUGGCUCAGUACAGGCCAGUGGGAACUACGGCACCUGCAGUUCACUUUCCAAGCUGGCAAAAUGGAAGGCAGGAGACUAUGCUGAUUCCAUGCGGCCAAGCCGUUAUGUCUCCUUCCCCUUCAACGCUUGACCUAGUUGGUCCUAAGUAUGCACCACUGUCUCAACAACAGCAGCAGCAGCUAAUGGCUGUUACUUCAUCUUUUCCUCCUGGUGGGGUAAAACGACAAGACCACCAUCUACCUUCUGUGUAUGAGGAGUCUGGGGGUGGAUUCCGUGCUGGAAGUGCACUGCCACUGCAGUUACUCUGCAGCGAGCGCCUUUAAUAAGUUCUAUUGGAAAGUAGCUGGUUCAUACAUUAUUUCAUUCUUUCUUCUGCUCAGAAAUGGGACUUGCUGCUUCACUUUGUCGUCGUGACUCAAUAAGAGAUGAACAUGGUUUAAGGUAUAACUGCCAUAACUUGAUCAGUUGGGGCUUUUGAUUUGUAUGAAAAAUGCCCUGGAGUAUUGGGCCACAUUAGGUUUCGUAGUAAUCUUUUCAGACAUAUUUCAAGUACAUCGUUCAUCUUUUACAAAGAAGAUAAUAGAAAUGUUAAUUUUCUACUC